Molecule: messenger RNA, 5216 nt
Organism: Chiroxiphia lanceolata (lance-tailed manakin)
Lineage: Eukaryota; Metazoa; Chordata; Aves; Passeriformes; Pipridae
Gene: PPFIBP2
Product: PPFIA binding protein 2
Exons: 30
Coding region: 461-3502 (1013 amino acids)
Biological process (GO): neuromuscular junction development
Cellular component (GO): presynaptic active zone
Molecular function (GO): protein binding
Source: RefSeq, a predicted model, not a curated record
CUCUCCCGGCUAUCCCGGCUCCCGGCGGUCCCGGCGCGGCGCUGCGGAGGCGGCGGAGGCACCGUCGGGCAGGAGCAGGAGCAGGAGCCAGGAGCAGGUCAGCGGGGCGCUUUGGUCGGUGUGUAAACGGGGGGACCAGACCUGUUGCUUCUCCCUCCUCUGCCCUGCCGCGGGAGUUCAGCGCUCCCCACCGCCGGGAGGGGUUUAUAAACAGACGCGGCUCCUGUAAGUUAAAUAUUUAUUCUCGCAGCUCCGAAACUUGAGUUCGGCUGGCGGUUCAGUAAAACACACCGCUCUGCUGGCAUGGAACGGUCGGUUCGGUGCUGUCGGUAAUGACAUCCAGCUGCGACCAAGUUCUCUGAAGUGGAAGCGAGGUGUUCUCCGCCGCCCCCAGUCUGUAUUUGACAAUUGACUGGAAAAAAAAAAGAGUGGAAAGAGUAGAGAUCUGAAGAAAUCCCAGAUGAUGGCUUCUGACGCGAGUCAUAUGCUGGAGGCAGCUUUGGAGCAGAUGGAUGACAUCAUUGCAGGUACAAAGUCAGCUACAGAGUAUGCUAAUGGUGGUUAUGAUAUUGUGUCGCCUGCUCCAUCAGUGUACUUGGGCACAUUUCAAAUUCUGCAUCUCCUGGAAGAUCUAAAGAUGGCAUUGGAAAUGCUGGAGGAUCCUCAGGAGAAAGAGGCAUUGAGAAAUCAAAUUCCAGGGGCCACAGCAGUGUGUCUGCGGGCAUGGUUCGAAGAGAAUCUGUCACAGGUGAAUCAUCAUUCAUCCAAUAAUGAAACUUAUCAAGAAAGGUUGGCACGAUUAGAAGGUGAUAAAGAGUCACUCAUACUGCAGGUGAGUGUUCUUACAGACCAGGUGGAAGCUCAAGGAGAGAAAAUCCGGGACUUGGAAAUCUGUCUUGAGGGGCAUCAGUUGAAGCUGAACGCUACAGAAGAAAUGCUUCAACAGGAAUUGCUGAGUCGCACAUCGCUGGAGACACAGAAAUUAGAUCUAAUGGCUGAAGUUUCAGACCUGAAGAUUAAGCUGGUUGGUAUGGAAAAGGAACAGAGUGAAUAUGAAGAGAAACAGAACAAAGCUGAGUCAGUAGUGAACCUGAUCAGUGACCUACAGGAGCAGAUGUGUAGACUGCAGCUGGAAAUUAAUAGUAGAAUCCAAGAAAGAAAGUCUCAAGAUAGGAAACCAGACUUGACACCUAAUGGUCCUCAAUCUGGCCCAAGAUCAGUAGAGACUCUGAGCCAGAAGAAUUGUUCUCGGUGUGAUGGUUUGCUACAGGAACUUAGGCACCUCAAAAUUAAAGUGGAAGAGCUGGAAAAUGAAAGAAAUCAAUACGAGUGGAAAUUAAAAGCAACUAAAGCCGAGAUAGCCCAGCUCCAAGAGCAAUUGGCUCUCAAAGAUGCAGAGAUAGAACGCCUGCAAAGUCAGCUCUCUAGGACCUCAUCAUACAGCGAAGUGGCAGAAAGAGAGGAAGUUUAUAGGAGAAGGCUAAAAGAAAAACAUCAAGAAGUUCAGCGACUGAAGAUAGGAAUGGAAUCGUUAUUGGCUGCAAAUGAAGAAAAGGACCGUCGAAUAGAGGAGCUGACGCUGUUGCUAAGCCAGUACAGGAGGGUCAAAGACAUCAUGAUUGCAGCUCAUGGCUCUUCUGUCUCUGGUGGCAGUGAAGAGGAACUUGAGAUAACUUUAAGGAAGUGGAAUCUUUUGAAUAAUUCUCAAGGAGAAUUACUGAAAACAGAGGCCUCUUCAGGAGAAUUGUCACAAGCUGUGCUCCCUCCAGUGCCACACAAAGCUAUGGAAAUCAGUGGAAGCAUUCCAGUAUCUUCGACUAAUUUGACCUCUCCACAAGAAGAAUCUUUGGAAAUCAUAAAUAGGGUUCCACAGAAAAAAAAGUCAAGUAGUUUAGAAGACUUGCAGAGUGAAUCCCUGGAAAAGUAUGUAGAUGGAAAACCAGCACAGCCUGUUGUAGAACAAGAGAGUAAGCCAGUUGUGAAGGGCAGCAAGUACCAAACCUUGCCAGGAAAGAUGCCCCGACCCUUGCAGAAUGGAGAGCAGGGAACGUAUCACUCUCCGGACGGAUGUGGGACGAGCGAGGAAAACGGCGUCCCGGGCCUGAAUCGCAUCAGGAGUGUCAGUGCACCAGUGCUAGGAGAAACAGAGAACAUGGAUGGUACAGUAGUCUCAGAUGACCUUUCACCUCUUUCUUCGGGAACGGAUCCAAGUCCACAAUCUCCAUGGUCUCCAGAAAACAGAAAGAGUCCAAAAGGGAUCAAGAAAAUCUGGGGAAAAAUAAGAAGAACUCAGUCAGGUAACUUCCCUGCAGACGACCUGGGGUUGGCAGAGUUCCGAAGAGGUGGCCUCCGUGCGACGGCUGGGCCUCGGUUAUCCCGCUCCAAGGACACCAAAGGCCAGAAGAGUGACUACAACGCUCCCUUUGCUCAGUGGAGCACUGAGAGGGUUUGCAACUGGCUUGAGGACUUUGGUCUCGGCCAGUACGUCAUUUUUGCGCGGCAGUGGGUGACGUCGGGCCACACGCUGUUAACUGCCACACCUCAGGACAUGGAAAAGGAAAUGGGAAUAAAGCAUCCACUGCACAGGAAGAAAUUAGUUUUGGCCAUUAAGUCAAUAAAUGCAAAACAGGAUGAGAAGUCUGCACAACUUGAUCAUAUCUGGGUGACACGAUGGCUCGAUGACAUUGGCUUACCUCAGUACAAAGACCAGUUUCACGAAUCCAGAGUUGAUGGGAGGAUGUUGCAGUACUUAACUGUGAACGACCUUCUCUUUCUGAAAGUCACCAGUCAGCUGCAUCAUCUGAGCAUUAAAUGUGCCAUUCAUGUGCUGCAUGUCAACAAUUUCAACCCCCACUGCCUACGCAGGAGACCAGUUGAGGAGAACGUGUCACCUUCUGACGUGGUUCAGUGGUCCAACCACCGAGUGAUGGAAUGGCUCAGAUCAGUGGAUCUGGCAGAAUAUGCACCAAACCUUCGAGGGAGCGGAGUGCACGGGGGCCUGAUUAUUCUCGAACCUCGCUUCAACGGGGACGCGCUGGCCAUGCUCCUGAACAUCCCACCUCAAAAGACCCUCCUGCGCCGCCACCUCACCACCAAUUUUAAUGUAUUAAUUGGACCAGAGGCACAGCAAGAAAAAAGAGAAAUAAUGGAGUCAGCAGCAUACACACCUCUGACCACCACUGCCAAAGUUCGGCCAAAGAAACUUGGAUUUUCCCAUUUUGGAAACUUAAGAAAAAAGAAGUUUGAUGAAUCAACAGACUACAUUUGCCCUAUGGAUACAAACCCAGCUGCUACGAAUGGUACUCCAAAAAACUACGGUGGAUACAAAGGACUUAGUCCUUUCACUGAUAGGGAACUGGAUCAGAUGGAACACUCAGAAGGCACAGUAAUGCAAAUAGGGGCUCUUUCUCAAGGCAUAAGCCAGCUUACGACGCUGUUAAGCCAGGAUGAAAUGCUGAAUGACAGCAAGUUUUUAGCACCUACCUUUGAAGACUGGAGAUGAUGUUCCAGCGUGACCAAGAACACUACUCAUACCUCAUGCCUGUCAGGAGUGGCCAGGAGCAGCUGGAGGCCCUGGUGCAGGAUGGCUUUACCUCUCCUCUACUACUGUGACUUAGCACGUAGCAUUUAAUGUAGCCACACCUUACAGGUAAUUCUCCUCUGUGCUGUUUUUCCACAUAGUGUCAUAUGAAAUAGGGGUUGGGAGAAGAAUGGGACUCAGAUCCAGAGUCUGGAAAGCCAAGACUGGCACCAUGUUUUACCCUUUCAUUCAGUCCUCUUUUACAUGGUGUGUUACAUGAAAGACCUUUUGUAAUUUUUUUAUUUUUAUAAUUCACUUGUAACGCAGGAAUCAUUAAUAAACUAUUGUACCGUGUGGGCUUCCAUCAGAGCCACCUGGAAAUGGAUGCUGGUGAGUGCAGCAGUGAUGGCUCACUCAGUACUACUCUGGUCUUGCCAGACUGGUUCCCAUAAAGGAUUUUAAUCUCUCAUCCCUUUCACUAGCACAAGUCCGGCUCUCUUUUUAUCUAAGUCAGUGCAGUGUCAGGAAGAAUGGAACAUAAUGCUGUCCAUCAAGCCCUUGAUUUUAUCAGGAGGACAAGAAGCUAGCAUAUUCACAAAUCUUUGUCUCAUGCAAAAAGAUGCUGAACUACAGCAGGAUUGUAACUGCAAGACUACCAGAAAAGUAUCAUAAUAAAAUAAAUAUUUAUUUCUUUAAAACACCUGGCAAAACAGAUCUGUUGCUAUUCUGCUGAGCUAGGCAUGACUGCAGCAGAGGGAAUUAUGGCCUCUCAGUACUUACUUGAGGGGCUGCUUGAGGGUGAAAGUGUCUCCUUUACAGCAGCAAUUACUUGUGGCACCUGUUUACAUGUGCCUCUCCUGUAUUAAUGAGCUAUUAACAAGCUAUGUUAGUAAAUAGGGAAAUGCCAGACAGAAAUCUGCUUAGCUGUAAGGAAAAGACUUUGUGGCUGGUUUGCCUUACUCUCUGACUCUUGCAACACUCAGACUGCAGGGUGUUGUUUUACAUACUAAUAGAGCCUGAGGGCAGGUCACUCCCAGCCACAACCCUCCCAAAUAAAGGGGAAAUCUCCAGUAUUGUCCAGAGCGUGCAGCAAGGGCUCUUUGAGAACGACCAGUGGCACUUUCUGAAGGUGACCUAUCCUCCUCUCUCCAUGAGUUUCUCAUGGCAGACCUUGGAGUGUACGCUCAGAUUUGAGAAGCUAAACACAUGAUUUUUAUGGUUCAAAAUGGUAAAGCUGAGGCAAAUUCUCUUCAAGUUGCUGAAAAAUUAAAUGACAAGGGAAAAUCCAGAGGCAUGAGAUGUCAGUCUGCACAUCAGCCAACUACAAAUGUUUAAUAAAAGUUAUUAAAUGUACCAGUCUGGCAAUGCAGUCAGUACUAGUGACCAGAUCAGGCAUCAUGGGCAUUUGAAAUACUUUUCCAGGUUAAUUAGCCAGCAGACUGCAAAUGGGAUAAACUGCUCCAGCAGAGGCAGCCUUAGUAUCACUGGGAUAUUCCAAACACAUUUUCCCAUUUCUUUCAAAGCUGUGUUUAUAACUCAGCGUGUUGUUGUGCUAACUUGGCUGUGAAUAGUCAAUCUACAAAAUUAUUGAUUUUUUUUUUUUUUAAGUAUAAGUAGUAAGAAAUCCUAAUUAGCUUAACACUGGUAUAAAUGCUUAUUUUUUGACUGUUACCAAUAAAUUCUGGAUGUUCCUUUA